Molecule: messenger RNA, 957 nt
Organism: Fusarium subglutinans
Lineage: Eukaryota; Fungi; Ascomycota; Sordariomycetes; Hypocreales; Nectriaceae
Exons: 3
Coding region: 1-957 (318 amino acids)
Source: RefSeq, a predicted model, not a curated record
AUGUUCGAUUCUGAAACAGCUGUAGACUCGUUCGUCCGAACGAUGUCCCAAGGUACUGAUGCUUUGAAAGAUCAUCUACUUUCUGGCGUUGCGUUUUCGUGCACAGAGUCGGGAAAUGUCGAAGCAGUAAACUUGUUUUUCGCUUUAUGGCUUGAACCAGCAAACGAGCUUACUGUUUCUGGCGCCAUUACCUCUUUUCUUGCACAGGAUCAGGGCGCAGAGGAUAUCAUGAGCUGCCUUGCUCAAGCGGGACGUUGGCUGACUGAAGUUGCUCACCCGGAAAGUGUCGCCUACUAUGUCAAAGCAAACGCACUUCGCGCGGCCAAGCCUGCAGACAAAGCCGGCCCUCCUCCUCCCCCUGAGCGAAGGCGAUCCAGCUACGACACGCUCAAAUCAAUCGUAGACGAUCCAAAGAUGUUCGAAGCGGCCAUUCAAGCAUUGAAAGAGCAUGGAGCCAAACCCAAAGUUGCUCCGUCUGCCGAUCUAAAACCUCAGGAUUCCAAUGAGAUAGAUGCCACAUAUAUCCUUACCUGGUGGAACCAAACCGGUGGCGACCUUCUCACUCUCCACGACGCUAAAGUGCAGCCGUCUUGGAUCUUGUCUGUAAGGGCUAUGCCAGACAAACAUUUCCGUACUGGCUCAACAUCUCUAGCAUGGUUCUUUACAAAUGGGGCCUGGGCACAGGGCGAGAUGGAUGGAUACUGUAUCUGGUAUGCGCCCAAUGGCUCCUGGUUCGGAGUCAACAUUCAUUGUCCCGUACAGUUCUUGGGUAUUGGCACUGCCCCUUAUUACGAGGUCGCUUGGUCUGAGUGGGGGAAGGAGACGUUUUUCAAACCUGUUGAUGAGCCCUUCAUGUCUUUUGAUUUCCCUCGCUCUCUUGGAUAUGAUAUUCAGAUCAAGCCUCAGAGUGGACAUUCCAGUAUCAUUGUUGAUGUAAUCGUUAACAUGACUUCAUAA